Centruroides sculpturatus (bark scorpion) is the source of this 655-nucleotide messenger RNA. Its product is annotated as protein UXT-like. Gene Ontology annotation, molecular function: transcription corepressor activity. Lineage: Eukaryota; Metazoa; Arthropoda; Arachnida; Scorpiones; Buthidae. Gene Ontology annotation, biological process: negative regulation of transcription by RNA polymerase II. The coding region runs from base 131 to 586 and encodes 151 amino acids. The transcript has 5 exons. The record is from RefSeq and is a predicted model, not a curated record.
AUUGUGCUUCAGCUCGGAGUCGGACGUGCUUUUGUCCAGCUUUUCGAUUGCGUUGAUUGUUUUUGCUGUUUGCGGAGUUUGCUAAAGAAGACUUUAGAGAAGAAAGAUUUUUAAAAUAAUACAAAAAAUAAUGGAUUAUAAAAACAAGGUUAUUGUAUAUGAAAAUUUUAUAAAUGAUGUUUUAAAGGAAGAUUUAAAAAAGAUUCUGAAAGAACGUGAUCGAGUGUGCGGCAGAUUAGCAGAAUAUUUACAAUUACAGACUGUCAUUGAAAGACUACAGGAAGAAGAAGUUUCGGAAACUUUAAAAACUAAAAUAGAUAUUGGAUGCAAUUUUUACGUCCAAGCGGUAGUUCCAGAUUGCAAAAAAAUAUUUCUGCACAUUGGAUUUGGUUUUUACUUGGAAUAUACAUUGGAUGAAGCUAUACGGUUUAUAAAUAAGAAAGUUAAACAGUUGAAUAAGGAACUCGAAGAAUUGUCAAAAAAUUCUGCCAAAGUCAAAGCGCACAUCAAAUUAGUACUUGAGGGAUUAAGAGAAUUGCAAAACUUGGAAGCCCAAACAGAAAAACCAAGAAGAGAAAUAUUUUGAUGUAAUUGGAAAUUUAUUAAAUGUAUAUAUCUUGUAAUAUGUUAUUUGUAAUGAUAAAUAAAUAUUAGA